GUGAUGUAAAUUAAAAGUUGUGUUAUUUCGCAUUUAAAACAAUGUGUGUUGUCAUCCAUUAUCAUCAAAAGUACUUGCAAUCAUAUUCACUCUGAGAAAUAAUUCACUUGCUGCGAGAAAACAACAGAAAAAUCACCAAUUUAUAGAUACUAUAUAGAAUACACACACGUUUCUACUAUUCGUUGUUACACAAGAAAAGCCAAUAGAAUUCAAUUCAGAAUAGAGUUGUUGUUGUUCUUGUCGUUGUUGUCAAAUCGGUAUUAUGAGCAUUUGGAGUGUACGAUGUUUGUGUCACAAGUUCUGUCGGCAGGCGCACAUUUUGGCCCACAGACGCGUCAUCAGCCCGCCAACCAAAACAGCACAGCGUCUCCAGCUGGCGCUCCUCAACAGCGGCAGCGCGCGGCAGGCACACAACAGUUUAUAUCAAAUGGUAAAGAAACGCACUCUCGAAGCGCGCACAAAAUUACAAGCAAAUAAGUAUCCAAAUCAUAAUGCCUGCAUGCGAGUACCCAAAGCGGUUGAGUUUGUGCCCGAAGUGGACGAUGAGGUUGCUCAGAGUUCAGUUACUAAGCUACACCACAGCAGCGAAGUUCAAGCGCAGCAUGGCCAGAGUUAUAAUACCUUUCAAGAUCCCCACUUCCGAUUGGGCUAUGCUGACACACGUUCACACUCCACGGCCCAGGAUGUGCUCAAAUCAUCGCAGUGCGAGAAGCCAUCGGAGCCUGUUAGUAAAGAUGUCUGCAAAGAGACGCCCGUAGAUCCCUGCGAGGAAUUCAAUCGUUUGCGUCGCGAAACUGCUGCCGAAAUGUUUGGCAGUGGCGGCGACUGUGCAGGUGGAGCAGGAGGUGGUGGCGGUGGGGAUGAUGACAAGAAGGCAGCCGAGGAGCGUUACAAACAGCUGAAGCUAAAGUGCCUUGUGGGUGCACUAGGAGCACUGCUCGCUGGUGGCUUUAUUGCUUGGCUGUUGUCGCGCGAUUCCAAGAAAACGAUUGUCGACGAAAGCGGCGAAAUCAUCGACAAUUCAGAAGAGGCGCUCAAACGUGCCAAGAUCUCUGGCCUCAUAACUACACCUCGCAGCUCGGACAAGUUGCCAUCGUCGGUUCCAUAUUUGAUCAUUGGCGGCGGCACAGCUGCCUUCUCCGCGUUUCGUGCCAUCAAAUCGAACGAUGCACGCGCCAAGGUGCUGAUGAUAAGCAAUGAAUUCCGUAAGCCUUAUAUGCGACCACCACUCUCCAAGGAACUGUGGUACACACCCAAUCCCAACGAGGAUCCCAUCAAAGACUAUCGCUUCAAGCAAUGGACUGGCUCCGAGCGCAGCCUCUACUUUGAGCCGGAAGAGUUCUUCGUGGAUCCCGAGAAGUUGGAGAGCAGUGCAAAUGGAGGCAUUGCCGUUGCCCAAGGAUUCGCCGUGAAGAAAGUCGAUGCACAGAAUCGCAUUGUCACGCUCAACGAUGGCUAUCAAAUUGGCUACGAGGUGUGCCUAAUUGCCACCGGAGCUCAGCCAAAGAAUCUGCCCGUUUUUCGCAAUGCUCCUCCCAGUGUGCGCGAGAAAGUGAUGGUCUAUCGCACACCCGAAGACUUUGAUCGACUGCGUCGCUAUGCGCGCGAGAAGCGUUCGAUUACCAUUGUGGGUAAUGGUUUUGUGGGCAGCGAGCUGGCGUGUUCGCUCGCCCACUAUUCCAAGGAGAAUGGCGGGGGACGAGUGUAUCAGGUGUUCCAGGAGAAGGGCAACAUGUCCAAGGUGCUGCCCAACUAUCUGAGCAAUUGGACCACACGCAAAAUGGAGGCGCAAGGUGUCUGCGUUAUACCCGACGCCAGCAUCAAGUCUGCAAAUCGUGAUGACACCCAAUUGAGGCUGGAACUUAACAAUGGCAUGACGCUGCUGUCGGACAUUGUGGUGGUCUGUGUGGGUUGCACACCCAACACAUCGAUGGCUGGUCCCUCCAAGCUAGAAGUGGAUCGCAGCUUGGGCGGUUUUGUGGUCAAUGCCGAGCUGGAGGCACGUCGUAACUUGUAUGUAGCUGGUGAUGCAUCAUGCUUCUAUGAUCCAUUAUUGGGUCGACGACGAGUGGAGCAUCACGAUCAUUCGGUGGUCUCUGGACGCUUGGCAGGCGAGAAUAUGACCGGCGCAAAGAAACCAUAUCAACAUCAGAGCAUGUUCUGGUCGGAUUUGGGUCCCGAGAUUGGUUACGAAGGCAUUGGCUUGGUCGACUCCUCGCUGCCCACUGUGGGCGUCUUUGCGCUACCCAGUGAUGGAGAUAAACGUGCUGACACUCAUAAUGAAGUGUCCGCCGAUUCGAAAACAACAGAUACUGUGAUCAAGGAGGGCAGCACCGGGGCCGAUGUCACCUGUGAUCCCAAUGAGGAGGCCAACUACGGCAAGGGCGUUAUCUUCUAUCUGAAGAAUGACAAAAUUGUGGGCAUUCUGCUGUGGAAUCUAUUCAAUCGCAUUGGUCUCGCACGCACGAUCAUCAAUCAGAACAAGACCUACGACGAUCUGAAUGAGGUCGCCAAGCUGUUUGAGAUUCACACGUAGUGUGGCCAUUGCACAUGGAGAUGGACAUGGAGAGAACGAAGUAAUACCCUAUUUGCUAUUACUAUUGACUACUGAUGCAAUCAUCCCAAAACGUUUCAAGCCAACCAGAUGAUGUAUGUAAUAUAUGUACAGCGAGAAAAGCCACGACCAGCUGGAGAUAUAGAGAGAGGCAACAGAAAUUUAGUGUUAAUUUUAUUAUUUUGGUACAAAUUGUUGUUUUUAGUGUAGAAGGACAACGCACACAGACACAGCGGAACUACAUCUAUGGCACGUUGAACUUCGAUGAUUAUAAGAAGCAAUAUUUGAUUAAAUCGCACGUCACUAUAUUAA
Molecule: messenger RNA, 2866 nt
Organism: Drosophila nasuta
Lineage: Eukaryota; Metazoa; Arthropoda; Insecta; Diptera; Drosophilidae
Gene: AIF
Product: Apoptosis inducing factor
Exons: 7
Coding region: 263-2536 (757 amino acids)
Biological process (GO): mitochondrial respiratory chain complex assembly; apoptotic process
Cellular component (GO): mitochondrion; cytoplasm
Molecular function (GO): NAD(P)H oxidase H2O2-forming activity; FAD binding; protein dimerization activity
Source: RefSeq, a predicted model, not a curated record